Molecule: messenger RNA, 795 nt
Organism: Closterium sp. Naga37s-1
Lineage: Eukaryota; Viridiplantae; Streptophyta; Zygnematophyceae; Desmidiales; Closteriaceae
Source: the annotation of a GenBank genome assembly
AUGGCUACUCUCUCCUCCGCCACCGCGGCAUCCGCCGCUUCCGCAUUCGUCGGCUCCAACGCGGAGCUCGCGUCGAAGGUCCGCAACGUGGAGUGUCGCGUGACGAUGCGCAAGGCCGCACCCUCUGACAACCUGAGCCAGUGGUACGGCCCGGAUCGCAGCCUCUUCCUGGGCCCGUUCAGCGCGCCGCCCGCGUACCUGAAAGGCGAGUUCCCCGGUGACUAUGGGUGGGACACGGCGGGGCUGUCGUCGGACCCCGAGACGUUCGCCAAGAAUCGCGAGCUGGAGGUGAUUCACUCGCGCUGGGCCAUGCUCGGCGCGCUUGGCAUCGUCUUCCCCGAGCUGCUGGCGCGCAACGGCGUGCCGCUGCAAGAGGCGGUGUGGUUCAAGGCAGGCGCGCAGAUCUUCUCCGAGGGCGGGCUCGACUAUCUGGGCAACCCCGCGCUCAUCCACGCGCAGAGCAUCCUCGCCACGCUCGCCGUCCAGGUGGUACUGUUGGGCGCGGUGGAGAGCUACCGCGUGGGCGGUUUGGAGGGGUUCCAGGAGGUGGAGGAUCCGGUCUACCCGGGCGGCGCGUUCGACCCGCUGGGGCUGGCGGACGAUCCCGACGCGGCGGCGGAGCUGAAGGUGAAGGAGCUCAAGAACGGGCGCCUCGCGCAGGUGUCGGCGCUGGGCUUCUUCGUGCAGGCGAUCGUGACGGGCAAGGGGCCCCUCGAGAACCUCGCGGACCACCUCGCUGACCCCACUGCCAACAACGCGUGGGCGUACGCGCAGAACUUUGUCCCUGGCGCGUAG